Molecule: messenger RNA, 1921 nt
Organism: Rattus norvegicus (Norway rat)
Lineage: Eukaryota; Metazoa; Chordata; Mammalia; Rodentia; Muridae
Gene: Mafb
Product: MAF bZIP transcription factor B
Exons: 1
Coding region: 35-1006 (323 amino acids)
Biological process (GO): protein processing; keratinocyte differentiation; gene expression
Cellular component (GO): transcription regulator complex; RNA polymerase II transcription regulator complex; nucleus
Molecular function (GO): DNA binding; DNA-binding transcription activator activity, RNA polymerase II-specific; sequence-specific DNA binding
Source: RefSeq, marked provisional
CCGCGGCAGCGGCGGCUGAGCCUCGCUUUUAGCGAUGGCCGCGGAGCUGAGCAUGGGGCCAGAGCUGCCCACCAGCCCGCUGGCCAUGGAGUACGUCAACGACUUCGACCUUCUCAAGUUCGACGUGAAGAAGGAGCCACUGGGGCGUGCGGAGCGUCCCGGCCGGCCAUGCACACGCCUGCAGCCGGCUGGUUCGGUGUCGUCCACCCCGCUCAGCACACCGUGCAGCUCCGUGCCUUCUUCUCCCAGCUUCAGUCCGACUGAACAGAAGACCCAUCUCGAGGACCUCUACUGGAUGGCGAGCAACUACCAGCAGAUGAAUCCCGAGGCACUCAACCUGACACCCGAGGACGCGGUGGAGGCGCUCAUCGGCUCGCACCCAGUGCCACAGCCGCUGCAGAGCUUCGACGGCUUCCGUAGUGCGCACCACCAUCACCACCACCACCACCCUCAUCCGCACCACGGGUACCCAGGAGCCGGUGUGACUCACGAUGAGCUGGGCCCGCACGCUCACCCGCACCAUCACCACCAUCACCAAGCAUCACCGCCGCCGUCCAGCGCUGCCAGUCCGGCGCAACAGCUGCCCACUAGUCACCCGGGGCCGGGACCGCACGCGGCAGCCGCGGCGACGGCUGCGGGCAGCAACGGUAGUGUGGAGGACCGCUUCUCUGACGACCAGCUGGUGUCCAUGUCCGUGCGUGAGCUGAACCGCCACCUGCGGGGCUUCACCAAGGACGAGGUGAUCCGCCUGAAGCAGAAGCGGCGGACCCUGAAGAACCGGGGCUACGCCCAGUCGUGCAGGUAUAAACGCGUCCAGCAGAAACAUCACCUGGAGAACGAGAAGACGCAGCUCAUUCAGCAGGUGGAGCAGCUUAAGCAGGAGGUGUCCCGGCUGGCCCGCGAGAGAGACGCCUACAAGGUCAAGUGCGAGAAACUCGCCAACUCCGGCUUCAGGGAGGCGGGCUCCACCAGCGACAGCCCCUCCUCUCCUGAGUUCUUUCUGUGAGUCGUAGCGGGUCCCGGCCCCCGCCAUUGCCCUGGCCCGGACUCCCUAUCCUGUGUCCCCAGCCCUGGACUCCCUGUCCCUGCCAUGGCCCCGGCCUUGACCUGCCUGACUCGAGCUAGAGGGAGGAAGGACGCGCGGGCCGCGGGAGACGGGCGGGAGCACGGGCGGGUAGAGCACCUUGGCUAAGAAGAGGGCAGCGCAGCCUCUUAGACUUGGGCAGAGUUAGAGAGACCCGGGCGGUGGGAGGUCCCGGAGUAACUUUUCUCCAAGCUGGAAGCCCGCGAGGCAUAUUCCAAGGAGUCGCCAAGGCCGUCCGGACACUUCUGGCUCUGAGAACUUUGUGAGUGCCAGGGCCGCCGCUUUGCAGCCCAGAACUCAGUUCGCCCCCAGGAAGAGCAGAGGAGAGGAGAGGGACUCUGGAGUCCCCGUGGGCGCGAGGCAAGGCUGAGCUAAGGAAGGAAAAACGGACAGCUCUGUCUGUCCAGAGUAUGGUGAACACUGGCUCUCAGCCGGAGACGCGGGCCUCAGUUAGGACUUUCGGCGCGCGAAGGAAAAAAAAAAUCUCAUCAGUUUUAAUGCCUGCUCGAUUAUAUAGAAAAAAUACGAAAAUCUGCAUUAAAAAUAUUAAUCCUGCAUGCUGGACAUGUAUGGUAAUAAUUUCUAUUUUGUACCAUUUUUCUUGUUUAACUUUAGCAUGUUGUUGAUCAUGAAUCAUAACCCCCUUGUUUCUUUGGGUGAGAAGGGAUGCAGUUCCUGCGGCUGCGGCUGCGAGCGAGCAAGCGAGCGGAGUUUCAGUCGCCGGCCGGCUUGUAAAUUACCCGCCCGGCCAAACCACAUUGAGAAGGUAGCAGCAAGCUGAGUCUAUGUUUGGGUUUAUUAUUAUGGCAUUUUUUUGUUUGUAAGUAAAAAUAAAGG